This is a messenger RNA of Salvia miltiorrhiza (redroot sage), 959 nucleotides long. RefSeq lists its product as uncharacterized. The coding region runs from base 46 to 786 and encodes 246 amino acids. Lineage: Eukaryota; Viridiplantae; Streptophyta; Magnoliopsida; Lamiales; Lamiaceae. The transcript has 3 exons. The record is from RefSeq and is a predicted model, not a curated record. Gene Ontology annotation, molecular function: ureidoglycolate hydrolase activity.
AAAGACAGCUGAGUGGCAAAGUAGUGGUCCGAGCCGAGGUGCCAUAUGAAGUGGCUGGCGUUUACCCAAUUGUUCUUCCCGCUGCCAAAAUCCGCCUUGAGAUCGACACCCAGUUUUCCUCCCUGCCGGCGAUCUUAUCCCCUUAAUUUCGACGCAGUGAGAGUCGAUUUCAUCAAGAAGCCAUCGGUAUAUUCCUCCUCGUGCCGUCGGCAGAUGGCGGCCGGCGAGAGCGCGGCGUCUUCUUCUCCGGCGGUGAUUAGGCUGGAACCCAUUGAAGCAACGCCGGAGAGCUUCCGAGAAUUCGGGCAAGUCAUCGAGGUGUCACCCGACGGCGAUGAGUUUGGGCCCCGCGACGCGCAGCUCGACCUUUCCCGAGGCAUUCCCAGGUUCUACAUCAUGCAUCUCGAGGACAGGCCUCUCAAGUUCUCCACGAUCACACACCAUGCCAGCGUGACCCAGUGCCUCGGCUCCAUUGGCGGCCACGUCUGGUACCUUGGAGUGGCGAGGCCGUCUCUUGUUGAUCCAGGCGAAAACAGAGCAGAGAACGCAGUGCAAUCACGCUGUGGCCACUCUUACGUCCCUCCGGCUGUUGAUGGCGUGCGUGUUUUCAAGGUUUCUGGCCCCAAGUUCCUGAAGCUUAACCGCGGCACGUGGCACGCCGGGCCGUUGUUUCUUGACAAGGCCAUGGACUUCUAUAACUUGGAGCUGAGCAACACCAACGUGGUUGAUCAUACGACGCAUGAUUUUGUAAAGAAGAAUAACGUAGUGUUGGUGUUUGAUGAGUAGCUGUGUUUGAUUUCCUCAAUCAAAUCAAACGAUUUCUCAACCUGCUCGGAGAGAUUAUGUUAAUUUGGCGAGUUUUAUACCUGCCACUGACAUAUAAAUGUCACCUGGGUUUAUAUGUUGUUGAUCUCUCUCUUUAAAACUUGAAAUGUUGAGCUAAUAUCUUCACUUUUAAA